AAAAAGGUAUUUAUGGAGGAUAUCUAAAUAAAAUCAAGAUUUUAAGGAAUAGAAAAUACAAAAAAGUGACUGUACAGGUUUAUAUGAGUAGUAUGUCUUUUUUUCUGGAAAAAAAAGGGCUAUGGAAAGCUCCAAAAACUAAAAAAGAACGAGGAAAAUUAAUGGUCUGGAAUUCUUUGACAAAGAGCAAGGUAUAGGGGAAAGUCGGGGGUAUAUAGGUUGAUUAGAGGAUAUAGAAUGAAUUUGUAUCAUCAAAUGGGGGUAGAAUUACAUGGUAUUGUUGUGGGCCAACAGUUUAUGAUUGGAGUCAUAUGGGUCAUGCAAGGUAACAUUUGGAGGCUUUAAGAGAAGAUAAAUAAGUAAAAUUAUGAAGAAAUUAUGUUACUACAGAUAUUAUUCGUAGAAUUUUGCAGAAUUAUUUUAAAUAUGAUAUUGUUUUUGUUCAAAAUAUAACAGAUAUCGAUGAUAAAAUUAUUUUGAAAGCUAGACAUAAUUAUCUUUUCAAUAAUUAUGUGGAAAAAAUUAAAGAAAUUACGAUAGAAGUUUAUGAAAAAGUGUUAAUAGCAUGGAAAAAUUAUUUUGCUUUACAUUUUCCAAAUGGACCAAAAUCUCUUGAGGGAUUUGAAGAAUGGUCGAAUUCUAUUAAGGAUUCAGAAAUGUUGAAAUUAGACGGAAAACUUGCAUUGAAUUUUAAAACGUUAAAUCAAUCAUAUGAUGCAUUAAUUUUAUAUAAAACACUUGCUCCCAAUGUUUUCCUAGAAAGAGUAAAGGAUGUAUUAGUUUUAAAGUUGGAUGAAGAGUUAAAACAUUUGAUUAAUGAUAAUUUUAUAUUUCGCCAAGUAUCUACUCAUUGGGAAAAUAAAUAUAACGAAGAUAUGAAAGCUUUGGGUGUUUUGGAACCAUCCAUUGUUGUCAGGGUUUCUGAAUUUAUUCCGGAAAUCAUUAAAUUUAUUCAAGAAAUUAUUAAUAAAGGUUAUGCAUAUGAAUCAAAAGGAAGUGUUUUUUUUGAUAUAGCGGCUUUUGAGGCAGAUGGUCGUCAUACAUAUGCAAAAAUUGAGCCUUGGAAUAGAAAUAAUAAAAAAUUAGUCAAUGAAGGAGAAGGUGAACUUAAUUAUUCUGAAGGGAAAAAAAUGUCCAGCGAUUUUGCAUUAUGGAAGGCAAGUAAAGUAGGCGAACCAAAAUGGGAAAGUCCAUGGGGCAAGGGGCGUCCCGGAUGGCAUAUAGAAUGUUCUGCCAUGGCAUCUGAAAUUCUUGGAUCAGAAAUAGAUAUACAUUCAGGAGGCAUAGAUUUAGCAUUUCCACAUCACGAUAAUGAAAUUGCGCAGUCAGAAGCAUUUUUUGAUUGUGAUCAGUGGGUUAAUUAUUUUUUUCAUGUGGGCCAUUUGCAUAUUGAAGGACAAAAAAUGUCAAAAAGCUUGAAAAAUUUUAUUACUAUUCAAGAUGCUUUGAAAAAAUACACAUCAAGACAGAUGAGAUUAUAUUUUUUAAAACAGCAAUGGAAUAUGAAAAUGGAUUUUAAAGAAAGUUUUAUGACGGAUGUUAGAGGCAUCGAAUCAUUACUUUGUAAUUUUUUCGUAAACAUAAAUUCCUUAAUAAUUGAAAAAAAACUAAGUUUGAAAGAAAAUGAAGUUAUAAAAUAUACUAUUUCAAAUCUGGAAAAAGAGCUCUGUAAAAAUUUAUAUCAAGCACAAGAAGCACUACAUGACGCUCUUUGUGAUAAUUUUAAUACUCCAGAAUCUUUGGAUAUUAUUAUAAAUUUGAUAACUAAAACAAAUAUAUAUAUUUCUCAAGCUCGAUCGGAUAUUAAUAUUCUUAUAAUUACUAAUGUUGCAGAAUGGAUUUCCGGCAUUCUUGAAAUUUUUGGUUUAAAAGAUAACAGUUUUACUGUUAUCGAAUAUAAACUUAAUGAAUCUACUAUAACAACUAAUCACAAUGAAAUAAUUAUGCCUUAUGUUAAAGUUCUUUCAUCUUUUAGAGAUGAUAUAAGGAAUCUUUUAAUUAUUUCUAAAUCUAAAAGCAAUAUGGAAUUAUCUAGAGAUUUACUUAAACUUUGUGACAGAUUGCGUGAUGUAGAUUUAACAGAAUUAGGUAUACAAUUAGAAGAUAGAGAAAAUAAGAAUGCAUUAAUAAAAUUUGUUGAUAAAAAUGAACUUAAGCAACAGCAAGAAAAAAAAUUACAACAAGAAUUAUUAAAUAAAAAAAUUAAAGAACAAAAAUUACAAGAGAAAAUCUUUAAAGGAAAAUUAUCUCCUAAAGAGCUUUUUCAAACCGAUGAAUAUUCAAAAUGGGAUGAUCAAGGAUUUCCUUUACAUGAUGCUCAAGGAAUCGAAUUAACUAAGAGUAGACGGAAAAAGAUAACUAAAGAAUGGGAAAAACAAACUAUAUUACAUGAAAAAUACCUUGAUUGGUGCAAAGAAAAUACUCAUAAAACAACUUGA
Molecule: messenger RNA, 2438 nt
Organism: Pneumocystis murina B123
Lineage: Eukaryota; Fungi; Ascomycota; Pneumocystomycetes; Pneumocystales; Pneumocystaceae
Product: cysteine-tRNA ligase
Exons: 9
Coding region: 657-2438 (593 amino acids)
Biological process (GO): cysteinyl-tRNA aminoacylation
Cellular component (GO): cytoplasm
Molecular function (GO): ATP binding; cysteine-tRNA ligase activity
Source: RefSeq, a predicted model, not a curated record